This is a messenger RNA of Numida meleagris (helmeted guineafowl), 5276 nucleotides long. RefSeq names its product ubiquitin conjugating enzyme E2 W (gene UBE2W). The transcript has 6 exons. Bases 1812 to 2321 code for a protein of 169 amino acids. The record is from RefSeq and is a predicted model, not a curated record. Lineage: Eukaryota; Metazoa; Chordata; Aves; Galliformes; Numididae.
UCUGCCCCAAGCCUGCAGCGAGGUGCGGAGUUAUUGUGACCAGUGUUCCAGGACUCAGCACUUGGUCUUGUUGAAGUGCAUAUAAUUGGCCUCAACUCAUCAAUUGGCCUGUCCAGAUCCUUCUGUAGGGCCUUCCUACUCUCACGCAGAUCAACGCUUCCUUCCCUCUUGGUGUCAUCUGCAAACUUGCUGAGGAUGUGCUAAAUCCCUUCAUCCAGAUCAUCAAUAAAGAUACUAGACAGAGCUGGCCCCAAUAGCGACCGCUGAGAAACACCACUCAUGACUGGUCACCAGCUGGAUUUAACUCCUUUCACCACCACUCUCUGGGCCCGGACAUCCAAUUUUUUUACCGAGUGAAGAGUACACUUGUCCAAGCUAUGAGCUGCCGGCUUCUACAGAAUACUGUGGGGAAAAGAGUCAAAUGCUUUACAAAAGGCUAGGGAGAUUACAUCCGCAGCCUUUCCCUUAUCUGCUGGGCAGGUCACCUGGUCACAGGAGAUGAGAUGGGUUAAGCAGGGCCUGCCUUUCAGGAACCCACCAUGUUGGCUGGGCUUGAUCCCCUGGUUGUCUCUCAGAUGCAGCAUGAUCCCAGUCAAGACAAUCUGCUCUGUGACCUUCCCUAGUACUGAGGUCAGCCUGGCAGGCCUGUGGUUCCCCAUCUCGUUGAACUGGCAUGAUUUCCGUUCUUCUGUGUAGUAACUAUUCUGAAAGCGGGACAGUAGGUGUUUUUUGAUGAUGCAAUUUUGACUUGUAAUACUGUAACUUUUUGAAUGAGCAAGCAAGAAAAAUGUGAUGUAAAUUAAUGGAUUCUUUUUUGUGUGUGUCCUAUUAGCUACAGAAAUAUCUCAAGGUAUUAACAGGUGUAGUUUGGUUGAAGUGAAACUACUCUUUCAAAUGAGCAUCUGACUGAGGGAGGGAGUUUUAUUCAGUCAAGCUGAGAGGACCUGUCAAAAGUUAUUUUGAGGGCAGUCUGUGUUGUCUGCCAUGCUUUGUGAAAGCAGCUGGAAUGAUUGGGAUUUUAAGAAAAUGCAGAAGUGACAACAAAUGGAGAAGCUUCGGUUGUUAAAGGGAUUAAAAUCAACAAAAUAGGAUUCAGCAGAGAAAGCUAUAAGGUAUUUAACUGCAAAAGGAGAGGGGGGAAGUGUGUUUAGUUCGCAAGUAUAAAGGAGUUGCAGGCAAACCAGUGUUCCUUUGGGGAGGCUCUAGGCAGCGAAUGCUGCUGUGGGUUAACCACACAGAGCAGGCAGCUAGGCCCCAUGCAGGUGCUCGCUCACUCCAUCGUGUGAUGGGGAAAAGAAUCGGAAAGGUAAAAUGAGAACUUGUGGGUUGAAUGAAAUUAUUAAACGAUAAAUGAAGCAAGAACUGCAUGUGCAAGGAAAGCAAAUAAAGAAUCCAUCUGCAACUUUGUGCUGACAGAUAAACAUUUAGGUAUUUGCAGGAAACCACGGUUAUGUCAUGCAUAGGGAUCACUUGGGAAAACAUAAACUGUAACUCCAAACACCUCUGCCCCCCUCUUUUUUUCCCCUAGCUGUUACUGCUGACCAGGACUUGUGUGGAAUAUCCCUAUGGUUAUUGGGGCCAGCUGCCCUGUCUGUGUCCUGUCCCUAUUCCUUGUGCUUCAGCCUCUUCACUGCCACUGCAGUGUGAGAAAGAAAAGAACAUGAGUCUGUGUAAGCACUGUUCUGCAACACGUAAAACAUCAGUGUGUUAUCAAUACUGUUUUUCAUCUCAAAACUAAAACAUAGCCACUUAGGUGCUACUUUGAAGAAAAUUAACUGUUCCAGCUGAAACCAGGGCAGAAUGCCUACUGAAUGCAAGUAAAAAGCAUUGUGCUGCUACAAGGAGAAGGCAGAUAUGUGGGAUAUAUACACAAACGUAUAAAAAGAUUACAAAAAGAACUAUUGGCAUUGCAAAAUGAUCCACCUCCAGGAAUGACUCUAAAUGAAAAGAGCGUACAAAAUUCAAUUACACAGUGGAUUGUAGACAUGGAAGGUGCUCCAGGAACGCUAUAUGAAGGGGAGAAAUUUCAACUUCUAUUUAAGUUCAGUAGCCGAUAUCCUUUUGAUUCGCCUCAGGUCAUGUUUACCGGUGACAAUAUUCCUGUUCAUCCACAUGUUUAUAGCAAUGGUCAUAUCUGUUUGUCCAUUCUAACAGAAGACUGGUCUCCAGCUCUCUCAGUGCAAUCUGUUUGUCUUAGCAUUAUUAGCAUGCUUUCCAGCUGCAAAGAAAAGAGGCGACCUCCAGAUAACUCAUUUUAUGUAAGAACAUGUAACAAGAAUCCAAAGAAAACAAAAUGGUGGUAUCAUGAUGACACAUGUUGAUGCCACCAUUUUGUGAUCCUCGUAGCAGAAGAUAGUCCUACUGAGAAAAUGAGCACUUUGAUCAUUCAGUCUUUGAACUUUAACCUUUGACUGGAAGUGACCUAUAGGCAAAGAAGACUACUUCCUUUGACUGCAUUUUUACUAGUGUGCAUUCUGGGCGCAUGUUGAUCGCUGGUUCAGUCCAUGCAACUGACAUGCUUUUAUUAGUCAUACAGUAUUAAUGCAGGUGUCCAGAAAUGUCAGAAUAAUUCCAUUAUUUUUAUUUUAAGCUUUUGGAAGAAUUCCAGGUCUUCAUAUAUUGUGCAAUAACACUGAACUCCUUGGCGGUUUUGGUGCAUCCAUUGCCGGCAAUGGACAUUGUACCAGGGAAAGGUUUUGCUCCUGCCACAAAAAGAUUGAUGUGUAAUAGAGCUUAGGAAAGUUUCAGAUAUUUGAAUUAUAAGCAAGGGAUCUACCUUUACCUUAAAAGCCACCCCAUUCUUUUGUAUUUGGAUUCUAUGCACUGUGAUCACAAAACUAGCAGCAUGAGUUAACAUGCUUAGCUGAAGGACUGUAAUAAGAUCAUUGCAUAUUUAUUAAAUUGUUUGUCUGCUGUCAAAUUGUUUUGACGUGGAAGGUUUUUCAAGUGACAUUGGCAGGGAGGUACAAUGUUAUCCCUAUGGUGAAAUAAAACUACUUUUUGUAUAUAGUUAUUCAUAUCUCUGAAGCAAAGGUAUGAGUAAUUUAGGGUAUGAAUGAUUUAAUCAAGAAUUUAUUUUGGAGAUAGGAGAGGAUGGCAGUGAUAUAACUGAACUUGCUGCAGUCCAUAAUUGGGCUUGUAAUUUGUACUUUAGAGCUUUUUCCAAAUAGAUUGCACACUGUUCUUUCCUGCUAGCCAUCAGCAUGAGCCCUACUGCCUACACCAAUAUUUCAUUUAUUUAUGUGUUUGAAAGAAAUCCAUAUAACAUUUUUGUUUGCAUUCACUGUUUCUUUUGUUGUUGUAUGUCAUGUUUGAAUGUUACAGAACAAUAUUUUGAUUGAAAAGCUUUGUCAGAAGAUAUUUUCAUGUAAAUUAUUUCUUUACCUUGUAAGCAUCAUCUUGUCUUUUAAUCCUGUACUAUAAAAAGAAAAAAAAAUACAUUUUUGACAGAGGCUUAAUGUUUUGACAAAAAAGUGUGGACCUUCUUAUUUAAGUUUAAACUAAAGUAUAUUUUCUUAACUUGCUUGUUCCUCACAACCAUACUGUUUUGUUUUGUUUUCCCUCCAGGCUUUUACUUCACCCCUCCCUCCCCCCUGCCCCAAAAAAAGAAAAAAAGAAAAAAAAAAAACAGAUGAGAAAGCCUAAAACCAGAUUGAUGUAUUUUCUAUGGAGCAACAUUUUAUUGAAAUAAUAGAUAGUUGUUCUCACCACUCUGUAAUAUUUUGAUACUACAAUUAGGUUAUCUUUUUAGGAAGCACUUUUAUAAACUUAAUACCUUUACACGUAUGCAAAAUUUCUAUGACUUUUUUUUUUUACUGUUGCCUUAUUGUUGCACUCAAAAAUAAAGAAUCAAGUGGUCAAUACGUGAAUGUUUAGAUGAAGUAACUACUUGAUUUUAAAAAAAACAAGCAGAAAAUCAACAGUGACAUAACCCAGAAUGAAUAACUACAAAAACAAACAAAAUUGGCUGAUAGUACUGAAUUUUCUAACUGCUGUAUAAUAACUGACAAAUUUUAUAGCCUUGUACAUACUUCUCUCUGUUAUCUAAUGUUUAAAACAUUUUUAAAAAUCAUAAAAGCGUAACUCAGGGUGGAUAGAGUUCAAAUGGAUUUGCUUUGGAGAAGUUUUGUACAGCGAUUUAAUUAUUGAUAUUGUCAGUAAAGCGAGGCUACAAUAUACUUCAGGAACUGCUAUUUUUUCUACUGUAUUGAAGAUAUCUCUUGGCCUUUAAAACUAAAUGGUAAAAUCUAGCUUUGGAAUAUAAAUUUGAUGUGUAUAUAUACUUUCACAAAGAGCCUUUAAAAUCGAGAAUUCAGAUUCUUUUAAGAGCCAAAAAUAAUCAUUUUAAGCAAAUUAAAUAGUUGUGCUCCUAACUUUUUAUUUAGAUAAAUUUUAUUGCUUUAAGUUAAUCAAAUCUGUUAUUUUUGGAAAUGUUUCAUAUGAAUGAGCAGUGAUCUGCAUAUUUAAUCUGUAUAUUCUUGUUAACUGCUCACUAUUAUUGAUUGAAAGGAUUGUCACAUCUUUGAGAAAUUCAUGUAUUUUCAUCCAACUGGUUCACGUAACGGAUCCUUUCAGAUAGUCCACAGUGAAGAGAUCUUAUUUUGAUACAAGGUAAUGUGUCUGAAGAAAUGGUUAAAAUGCAUCUUCUCAGAUACUUAAAUCUUUUCAUAUGUUGGAUUGCCGUUCUACAAUACAUGAUUUCAAAGAAGCUUUAUGACAUACUGUAUGUAUUUUGUUGAAGAUGCGCGUUGUAAUGCAAAGCAUUAUAUGGUUUUUUGUUCUAUGCUAUCACAUGGACUACAGUGAAGUUAACUAAAUUUGUGCUGCUCUUUAAUGAAAUCCUCUGUAAUAAGAGAAAAAGAAAUCCAAGGUAGAUUAGAAGAGAAUUUACCUCAAGUCUUUUAGUUUACAGUAGAAAUGCAUUCAUUGGUUCUCUUGUAGAUCUAUUGAUAAGUUCUCCUAUAUACAGAGGGCAAGGACAAGGCCUAUAUACCACUCGAGCCCUCAAAAUAAUGCAACUAUUCUGACAAUACUAUGAUGCUCUGAAAGGGGGCUUAAAUUAGAUGAAGGUGGUGCCAUCCUUUCCAUAGGGUGACCCUGUGUAUGUAACUUUCAUUCAGAAUUUCUCUCAUGAAAUGGUUACAGAAUUGGCUUGAAAUUAUCUUGCUUUUAAUUUGUGUCAAUGUUAAUGUUGUUAAACACUUUGUUUUUGUGUUUAGUGUCUUUAUACUAUAACACAAUAAAUUCUUGUUUUAAAAUAGAUUACUACCCUUGAA